AUGGUAAAAAUACGUCUGGAAACUAAUCCAAUAAGGAUACAUUUUCAGAAGUAUCAUUUCCUGGGAGACAUGGAGUGUCCGUCUUGGCUGCUUGAAGAGAUCUGCACCAAUUUAUCCGAUAUUGUGAGUAUCUUUCUAUCUUCCGUUUAUAAUUGAACAUCUACAGACAGUUCUGUCGUUCAAACGAUUAUGCGAACGGGCGGCCCACUUCAUGAUCCACGACAAUGAUUUUCCCGUAAUGGGCCAUCUUCCCGAACUGAUAAGUGAGUUAUCAUUAACUGAAAGAUGCUCAUUUCUGCCUUUCAGAUGUUCCCACACUUGUUCCAAAUCUCAAUCUUGUCGGACACUGGCUUCUCCUCAAACCAGCCGGCUACGAAUGUCCUUCAGAAGACCUCGAGAAAGAAGUCGUUCAGUUGGGACUGCCUCCAGGUACCCACGCAUCCGUGAUUAAGUAAAAUACAUGGUUCAGAGCAUGGAAAACAGCUGAAGAACGUUUACGAGAUUUAUAAAGAUGAACUGAAAAGAAAAGUGGUGGAAUCCGUUCAUAGAGGUAUGUAUAACACAUUCACUUCCAUCCCAAUCCUUCCUCCGCAGAACCCCACGCGUCAAUCCUCAACUCGACGUCUUCUUCGUUGACAAUGCAGUCUGGCGGUCUCGUUUACGAAGUUUCCAUGGGUUCGAACAUGAUGAAUCAGUUCAAAAGCGGUAACUUUCCGAUGGAAGUGCGGCGAAUCACACAUUAGUUGCAGAUAUCGAGAACUCGUUCUCCAAAAUGAAGGACUUCGCGGGCACUUUGCCAAUUUAA
Messenger RNA from Caenorhabditis sp. 36 PRJEB53466, 805 nucleotides. Lineage: Eukaryota; Metazoa; Nematoda; Chromadorea; Rhabditida; Rhabditidae. The record is from the annotation of a GenBank genome assembly.